CAGACAGCGGCACGACACCUCCACAGUGCCGUAUACCUGUAUUCUGGUGUAGCUGGAGGGAAGGGGCGAGCGCUGGGGAUGCGACGGCGCCGUGUGCUUGGCGAGCAGCUCAAAACCUUCCGAAUAGGGAUCCAGCUUGAUUGGGCACUUGUUCGACUUACACCUCUUCUCUGCGGCCCUCACGUCCCCCCUUCUUGUAACGUGUCACAUCUGGUCGAUAAUUUGCUCUAGCACCCUCUACUGCGCUCUGCUGGUUGAUGAACACGCCAAGGACGAUGCGGAACGACGUAAACAGGC
Molecule: messenger RNA, 297 nt
Organism: Schizophyllum commune H4-8
Lineage: Eukaryota; Fungi; Basidiomycota; Agaricomycetes; Agaricales; Schizophyllaceae
Exons: 1
Coding region: 79-231 (50 amino acids)
Source: RefSeq, a predicted model, not a curated record